This is a messenger RNA of Klebsormidium nitens, 1791 nucleotides long. The record is from the annotation of a GenBank genome assembly. Lineage: Eukaryota; Viridiplantae; Streptophyta; Klebsormidiophyceae; Klebsormidiales; Klebsormidiaceae.
AUGGUGUCUUCUGGCAGAUCCUGGUUCGGGCGGAAAAGGAAAGCGAGCUCCGCAAGUCCGUUUCUGAUCCCGACGGAUGACAAGGACGUUUCGUUAGUUGUCCAGCCGGACGACACAAAUUUACUCGUCGUCAACGAUGCGGAACGGUCUCCUCGCUGCGCGCAGAAUGGAGAUCACAGUCCGGCGGAGACCGGUCCCACGUACGGGAUCGGGAUUGCUCGUGAAACUAGAGCGGGGAGUCAGCCUAAUAAUUCCGUUGCCAAUCUGCGAAAGGUUGUAGAGCGGCUCAAGGCGGAGCUUGCGCGCGCGCAGGCGCGCUCGGCCGAUGCGCCGGCGCGCGGCUUGGAGAUUGCGGCAAUAUAUCAGCAAUUGGCGGAGGAGAAGCGGGAGAACGCGCGGCAGGCAGAGGAGAUUGUUGAUCUGCGGGGUCAGGUAGCGCAAUCGGCCGGAACUAACUCGAAACUAGAGGGGCGGGAGAGCGCGGAAAAGGGGACGCAGACGGAGGACCAUCGAUAUCUCGAGGACGCCCUGAUGAUCAACGACCUUUUGAAUCGAGUGGAGGCAAUCGGCAGGGAACUCAAAGACGAGAAGCAGAAACUCGUCGAAGAGAAGCGGAAAAACGAAGAGAGGACGGCGUAUAUAGCGCGGCUCGAGGAAGAGAUGAGGCGCAGGCGGGAGGCGGGCGCGCGGUGCGCCGACGAGAGGGACCGGUUCGAGUACGUCCUCGCGCUGAACGGACAAACCGGUUCCAUCUCGCGUAGCGUCCUUGCGUCCGAUCCGGACUCGCUACUCUACAAAAUGUACGGCGGAGAUUGGGACUACGCGCGCGACAACGAGGGGCGCGCGAUCGUCACGUGCCAUCCGCAGCGCUGGGCCGCGGUUCUGGAGCACCUGGCGACCGGCGGAGUUCCGGCGGAACGGGAUCCGUUGCUGCUGGAGCAGGCGCGGCACUGGAAUCUGAGCCGUCUGGUGGAUGGCCUGGAAGCGCUGAACCCGGGCGUGAUCGUUACCAACGACUCAGAUCUGAUGGGAUUCACGGUCAGAUGUACGUUUACGACUUUGACGAAGCAGAUGAGCACCGGAACGAAGUCGACGCGGCUCACCUUUUCCGCGCCCCAGGGGCGCUGGUGGGCCGUGAAACUGUGCGAGCGAGGCGUCUUUUUGUGGUCGGUGACAGUCCCCGGGGGAAAUUCAGGGGAUCUCAAGAAGAUCAGAAUUUCUCGGAAAUGGCGCUUGCUCUUGCGCUCGGAAAUAAUCGAAGUCACGAGUACGAGUUUGGAGUACGCAGCUGCUAGAGAGGACGAUUGGGGGCAUUCUUGGGGGAGGAAUAGUGAGCGGCGGCCGCCCAACCCUCGAGGUCGGGGCGCCUGGCCUUGCCAAGCCGCAAGCGGAAGCUCUGCGGGGCCAAGCGGUCCCAGCUUGUUGAACGAAGCAGCACAGAGUAAGACGCAACGGGCUGGGUUUGGGACUGCCACCGUCAUUUUUGGUACAUUCGCGAACGUGGAUCUCGAGCUCUCCGCCGACCUCUUCGCUACUAUCGUUCCAAACGGCAACCCCACAGGGAUGGGGAUAACGUUCCACGAUGCGCGCCGCCAACCGGUGGUGUCCCCUCAACGGGUUUCUUUGAUGGCUUAUGGCCAGGGGUAUGGUUCAGUAUCUUCACCAGCAACCCUGAUUGGCGGCGCGUACUUCAUCAGCGCCAAUCACCAUUACGAGCUAGCUUUAGAUGGAGGCAAGAAAUACCAAAUCACACCCUUCGGCGGAUUCCAGAUCCACGAAAGGUCCCUGUAG